Molecule: messenger RNA, 2069 nt
Organism: Cornus florida
Lineage: Eukaryota; Viridiplantae; Streptophyta; Magnoliopsida; Cornales; Cornaceae
Product: probable protein phosphatase 2C 6
Exons: 4
Coding region: 197-1396 (399 amino acids)
Biological process (GO): protein dephosphorylation
Molecular function (GO): cation binding; protein serine/threonine phosphatase activity
Source: RefSeq, a predicted model, not a curated record
AGUCAUAGAUGCGUGAACUAAUAUCUUCUCACACGUGUCCUUCCAUCCGUAACCUGUCUCGUUCUUCUUCUUUUAUCCCAAUCCCGCCCCUACUUUCCCCCCUCUACUUUUCUCUCUCUAAAUCCCCCCUCUUCUCCUGUUUCUUAUUCUUUUCUUCGCCGUUGCAGAACUUUGGUGGUGAAUGUGAGAGUUUUAGAUGGAGAAUAAGGAGUCAUUGAUGGAGGAUGAAAAUGUUAACAGAGUUGACUCGGUUCUUGACCACGACUUGGCGUCCACCAGUUCAACCUUGUCGUCCAUGUUCGGGAGUGACGAUUUUCGCAGCACCAUCAGUUCCGGCGACAUCUCCACUACGAGCAGUAGUUCCGGCGAGAUUCCGGUCGCCGUGAUGAACGAGGCGGUGGUCACGGGGCUGUUGGGGCCAGUACAGGAGACUCCCGCUGUCCCGGCGACGGCAACGGCAACGGCGCGGCAGAAGUGCGUGGGGAGGAACAACAAGGGCGUCACCUGGGGGUUCACUUCGGUGAUUGGGAGGCGGAGAGAGAUGGAGGAUGCUGUCGCCGUCGUACCGGCGUUCCUGUCGCGCACGUGCGAUCACGUGGGAGGGUGCACGGCCCCAGGUUCUAGAAGCUCCGCUGAGAUCUCGCCCGUCCACUUCUUCGGAGUCUAUGAUGGUCACGGUGGCUCUCAGGUGGCUAAAUAUUGUGCGGAGCGGAUGCAUGAAGUGGUAGCAGAGGAAUGGGAUCGAAACACAGUUGACAAAUUUGAAUGGCGUCAGGGGUGGGAAGCUGCAUUCUCAAGUAGUUUUGAGAGGGUUGACAAUGAGGUCCUGACAGAGGCAGAAGCACCAGAAAUGGUUGGAUCAACCGCUGUUGUGGUGGUUCUAUCAGGUUGUCAGAUCAUUACAUCCAAUUGUGGCGACUCAAGAGCAGUGCUUUGCCGAGGGACUGAAACAAUCCCCUUAACUGUUGAUCAGAAGCCUGAUAGAGAAGACGAACUUAAGAGAAUUGAAGGAGAGGGAGGGAAAGUCAUAAAUUGGAAUGGUGCUAGGGUGUUUGGAGUUCUUGCCAUGUCCAGAGCUAUAGGUGAUUGGUACUUGAGGCCGUGGAUAGUUCCAGUACCAGAAAUAACUUUCAUGACAAGGAGUGAUGAGGAUGAGUGUCUGAUCUUGGCUAGUGAUGGGCUUUGGGAUGUCAUGUCAAGUGAUGAGGUUGGGGAAAUGGCUCGCCGCUUUCUAAGAAGGAGACGAAGGUCUAUGAUGGAUGAUGAGAUUCCUGCAGCGCAAGUUGUUGCUGAAAGUCUUACUGAAAUAGCUUUUGGGAGAAACAGUUCCGACAAUAUUUCUAUCAUUGUUAUUGAUCUAAAAUCAAAGAGAAAGCGUCAGCAGCAGAGGCAAUAGGAAAGAAAACUAAAAUCAAUCCUUUUACCCUGCCUCUUUUCUUCCCAAAAAAUCCUAUUCCUUUUGAAUCCUAACAACCAAAAUCCAUUUGUUACUGCAGAACAGUAGAACAUUCCUCAGUUUUAAUUGGUUUGGUUGACAAAAAAUAAGUAGUGGAGGAGGAAAACGAAAACAUAAAGAAGUGUUCCUUCCAAUCAGGUUCUAUGAAAAAGCGUCAAAUAAAGAUGAGAAAGAAAUAUGGGAACUUUUUAUUUCAAGCUACAAAAUUAUUCUUUCUUCUUUUUCAGUGCAAUGGUAUACGAAGAACUGAAGGGAAAGUGCAAAUAUAAUGGCACUUGGAACCAAGAAGUAUUUUUUUAAUUUUAUUCGAGUAUGCCAAGAAGCAGAAAAGCUCAACUAAGACUCUGCUUGUUUAAGUUUCGCAGGAAGGAAAAGUUGAUUUUCCCCAUAAAACACUAGUUUCUUUAAUGGGUGGGUACACAAAGGUAAAGAAGGAAAAGGAGCUCUUUUAUUUCAAGCUGCUGCUUACUUUCAUCAUUAUGUUAAUCACUCAAAAGGAAGGAAGGUCUUGUGGUUGCAUAUAUUAUUAUGUCUUUGUUGUUUUAAUUGAUUCAUUUAUGAAUUGUUGAAGCAGAGUUUAUAGAAAAAUGGAGCUUGAUGGCCUUUCUUGGUU